Hippoglossus stenolepis (Pacific halibut) is the source of this 1851-nucleotide messenger RNA. RefSeq lists its product as uncharacterized. Gene Ontology annotation, molecular function: ciliary neurotrophic factor receptor binding. The coding region runs from base 896 to 1564 and encodes 222 amino acids. Lineage: Eukaryota; Metazoa; Chordata; Actinopteri; Pleuronectiformes; Pleuronectidae. The transcript is spliced from 2 exons. The record is from RefSeq and is a predicted model, not a curated record. Gene Ontology annotation, biological process: negative regulation of neuron apoptotic process; ciliary neurotrophic factor-mediated signaling pathway.
UUUAAUAUUAGAUAGUUUAGUUUAAAUGUCCUGUUAGAAUAACCUUUCACAUUUUAUUUUCUACUUGAAUCAUGUUGCAUGCAAGCUUUUAUUCACACGUGUGUAUUUUUUUUUGAAUCUGCAGAUCUAUAAAUUUUGAUUGAGUUCUCCCCCACAAUUAAAAUGUUGUCUUGUAACAUGCACUUUAAACUACCUGCAGGAAAUAGUCUUGACCAAGGAAAUACUUUUGUGAAAAUAUUGAUGUUGAAGGAUUUCCAUUUUGAACUGCAUUUAAUACGUAUUGUUUAUGUUUCCUGUUUUACUUUUAUUUGACAACUGACUAAACAUUGUUUUAACACUGAUCUGAUGAUUUAAACAGCUUUUAUUUCCUUUUAAUCGUUUGCCGAGGAAACAGUAUCUAUAAAUCUCCAUUUCCUUUUAUUUCUGUCUUUGGUUUGUUUUGUUCUUUCGUUAUAUUUCUACAACCACUUGCAUCUUUAAUUUGGUUUGUUAAUUCUUAAGGUAAAUGCUGCAGGGGGACUGACACCUUGAGUCUGAAUACUUGUAAUACCUGUAAUAAACUAGUUAAAAAACAAUAUCCACUAAUUUACAGGGAAAAGGCAAAGAUGACAGGAAAAUCUGAAAAUUUAAAUAACCACUUUUUCCACAACGUCAGUGUAUUUUGCUUUACUAUCCUCCAACAACUCUUCAAAUGUGCCUUGUUACCACUUGCGAGUUUCUCAAUCUCUUUAGAUUAAGAUUCAAAAUAUGAUUUUAAACUGAAACUGGUCCAGAGUUUGAGAUCAAUAAUCAGGGUUCUUCCUUCCUUACUUGGAGCAUCAUCAAAAAUAAAUCAAUCACAUAGUAGUUCUGUAAGUCGCAGUAUUUUUCAGAUAGUAUCAAUGUGCUUUUAAAGAUGCAUUUUUUUACCUCAUAUUCUGUGUUACACUCGAGUCUCACGUAUCCUCUUUAUCUUUGUUCAGUUCUCGUCUACAUGAUCCUGGAGUUGCAGUGGAGGCCUGUUUUUUCUGCUCCAGCUCACAACGACUGCAACGACUUAAACAACACCAAGCUUCUCUCAAAGCUGUUGCUUCAUCAAGCGAAGGACCUACUGAAUCACUAUAUAAAAUUUCAUGGACCCAGGUCUAAUUCCAGCACAGAUGAUGUUCCUGACUCCACCGUGUCCGGGGUCAACGUUUUUGAGAAGCUGCAGGACGUCUAUGUCAAGAACAGGCUCUUUCAGUGGCACAUUUUAAACGUUGCGCAGCAUCACUUACAAUUAUGGGGAAACAAAGAACCUGUUGCCGGGCACCUGUCGCGGGUCAAGGGCCGACUCUCACACCAUUUGUCUAAAGUAAAGCUCCUUCUCACAGAUUUCUUUCCUGACAUGCCUUUGCCACCAACGCCGGCCCCGCCGAACUCCCCCACUGGUCACACUUAUGCUAAAAAGGAGUAUGGAUGGCUUGUCAUUGUCAGACUGAGGGACUGGGAAAAACACGUGCUGCAGCUACUGGAGGAGAUGGACAGCAUGUGUGUCCAGCAGAAGGUUAAACGGUCACACCACACAUUUUACAGUUUACUCUGAAGAAACCCACUUUCCCAACACCUGCGAUAGUAAAGUUACGUACACUGAAACUGUGAAUUCACAACUGGACCAAAUUUUCCAAAGAUUUCCUCCUUCAUUUUGCUCUGCCAUCAAAUUGAGCCAAGAUAAAAUCCAACUCUUACCAGAGGUCACAUGUUGGUGUUAAAGCCCCGAAUCCAAGUCAAAUAUUUAUUUGUUUAAAACAUGGGUCUUCAACGUUUUUCAGGCCAAGGACCCCCAAACUGAUGGAGAGAUGGAGCAGGGACCCCCUACUGUAUAUAUUGUAU